AAAUUCUGAAACAGGAAGAAGAAAUUCUCCGGGAUAUAUAUAUAUAUAUAUAUAUAUAUUCUUCUCGAAGCUACACUCUCAGUAGCACCCCCACCACUUGUCUGAGCCGUUCAAAAUCGGAACUGCCAGUUUACCUUUUUCCCUUUCCAUCUAAAAUCCGCCUCAGCAGAUUCCCCAAUUCGAUUAGUCUUUCAUUUCUUUCCCUCAAGCCAAGAAUCUCACAUAUUCUCCUCUCUCUUAGCCUUUUCAACAAUGAUGCCAUUCUUCUUCGCUCCCCCUCUCCCUCUUUCUCUUAGUCCUUUUCAAGGACUUUCUCCAAAUCCCAGAAAAACUAUAAUUUCUCUGUCUUCAUGCCAUGUCUUCUUCAAGUGUCAAUCAGCCUUUCACAUUUGAGAGGAAGUCAAGGUUUAUGAGAUGGCUUAGUAAGCUUUUCAAGGGUGGCUCAGCCAAUAGGAGUGUGCCAGCUGGACGACCACAGUUUUUUGGAGAGGAGGAUAACAUGGUUAGGCGCCCUCCACUCAGACCACUGGACGAUCACUCUAGAGCCAGUAAAGAGAAAGAGGAACUAGAUCGAUCAGUUGCACGCUCUCUAGCCAAAGAUUCGAAGAGACCAAAUGGACAAAGACGACAGGGAACUGGGAAAGAUGAAGACCUAGCAAGAUCACUCCAUGAUAACAUUAACUCGUCCUCAUAUCCUCCUCCACAUGCUCCUUCACACGCCCCUCGGGAUUACAAUGCCAGAGGUUGUAGAAAAUGUAGUGGCUGCCAUGGGGAUAUUGGCUCUGGCAAUUAUUUGGGAUGCAUGGGAACAUUCUUUCAUCCAGAGUGCUUUCUUUGUCAUGCCUGUGGUCUUCAAAUUACCGAGUACGAGUUUUCUUUGUCAGGGAACAAUUCAUAUCAUAAGUCAUGCUUCAAGGAACUGACUCAUCCCAAAUGCGAAGUGUGCCACCAAUUUAUCCCAACAAAUGGAGCUGGAUUGAUAGAGUAUAGAUGCCAUCCAUUUUGGUCCCAGAAAUAUUGUCCUUCACAUGAGAAUGAUAACACCAAACGAUGCUGUAGUUGUGAACGUCUCGAGUCAUGUAAUACAAGAUACGUAUCACUUGGAGAUGGUCGGAGCUUAUGUUUAGAGUGCACGGAGUCGGCCAUUGUGGACACUGGGGACUGUCAACAACUAUACCAUGCCAUUAGAGACUUUUAUGAAGGCAUGAAUAUGGCAAUAGAUCAGCAAGUCCCUAUGCUGCUUGUUGAAAGACAAGCCCUUAAUGAAGCCAUCGAAGGGGAGAAGCAUGGUUUUCAUCAUAUGCCUGAAACCAGAGGUCUAUGCCUAUCAGAAGAGCAGACAGUGACCAGUAUACUCAAAAGGCCGAGAAUGGGUGGUCGUGGACUAAUAGGAAUCAGAACACAGCCUCAGAAGCUAACUAGAAAAUGUGAAGUUACAGCUAUCCUAGUCUUAUACGGGCUUCCUAGAUUACUUACCGGUGCUAUUCUUGCUCAUGAACUGAUGCAUGCCUGGUUACGUCUAAAAGGGUUCCGUAAUCUCAGCCCUGAGGUGGAGGAAGGAAUCUGCCAAGUGCUUUCUCAGAUGUGGCUUGAAUCAGAAGUAAUGCCUGGAUCCAGAAAUAUGCCGUCCACAUCCACUGCGUCAUCCUCUUCAACGUGGUCAUAUUCCAAGAAAGGUGGAAAGUCAGGUGUGGAGAAUAAGUUGGGUGAGUUUUUCAUGCACCAGAUAGCUCAUGAUGCUUCUCCAGCAUAUGGUGCAGGAUUUAGAGCUGCUAAUGCAGCCGUAAAUAAGUAUGGUUUGCGACGUACAUUGGACCACAUUCGGCUGACAGGAAGUUUUCCUGUAUGAUGCAUUUAUGAUAGCUCUUUUACUUCGUUUUGUCGAUGAUCAUUUCCUCUGCUGUGUGGCAAGCUGGAGGUCAUUGAAUCCUCCCAUGAGGACGUGAGUCGAUCAUGCAAAGCUGGAUUAGCUCCCACUAACAUUUGGGUUACUGAUAAGGAAGAACUUGAAAUGUCCUGGAAUUAGGGAGUAGCAUAUUUGGGAGUGAAUAUUAACUAGAAAAUGUGUCUUGUAAUUGGGGGCUGGUGCAUUUGGACUGCAAAAAGUUCACAUCUGAAUGCUCCGGGAUCAUUAUCCAAUGUCUUGGACAAAUGUUGUUUUGAACGAAAUCCUACUUAAGCUGUUCUGUUACAGUUAUCAUUUUUGGAGUAGUGUACUGCAGAGUGAAUCCAAUUGUGGCACCCUAAGGGUGUUAGCUUAGUCAUUGAAAUUGGUAGAGAACCAUGAAGUCUCACGUUCAAAUCUCAGUAGAGAAAAAAAAAUACUAGGUGAUUUUGUCGCAUAUGUUAACCCUUUGGUUGAUAGUCACACUGUAUCUAUGUUGGUGAAAGAUAGCAUGUACCCUACAGGUUUACUCAAUAAGUGUGCAAGGUGGCUUGGACACUACCGUUAUCGGAUAAAAAAGUGAACUGAAUUGUGUUCUUUAGCCAAUGUUCCUACCGCAACCAAUGAACACUACGAUUGUCUGGUAAUUUUAAGAUCUCUGUCGCAAGCAAGCUCAAAAAAGGUAAGAGAAGAAGAUAGGGAGUAUUAUAGCAGAACGUUCUCUGGCAAAAUAAUAGAUGAGCACUGCCGUAGAAACGAGUCUACACUGCUGAGCAGAUCCCUGUAACAACACAAGCCACCAAGUUUAAACCACUUUGGGAAGGGGCUUAUUCCAGAGAUAAGAGAUGGUUUUGUAUUGGAACUCUGCCAAUGAUAUCCAUUUACACAUAUUCUGCAGUCUUG
Molecule: messenger RNA, 2788 nt
Organism: Nicotiana attenuata
Lineage: Eukaryota; Viridiplantae; Streptophyta; Magnoliopsida; Solanales; Solanaceae
Product: protein DA1-related 2-like
Exons: 12
Coding region: 356-1849 (497 amino acids)
Molecular function (GO): ubiquitin binding
Source: RefSeq, a predicted model, not a curated record